This is a messenger RNA of Striga hermonthica, 1566 nucleotides long. Lineage: Eukaryota; Viridiplantae; Streptophyta; Magnoliopsida; Lamiales; Orobanchaceae. The record is from the annotation of a GenBank genome assembly.
AUGGUAAUGACGUCAACCCGACAGAAUACAGACUCGACGACAGGCGUAGCAAACAUGUUGACUUGGCUGAAGCGAAGGCAAGACGGCGGCAGGAGUAAUUACGUUGGCUCGGCAGAGCAGGGGCUCGUCUACGGGCGUAGCGAAGAUGUCGACCUCGCCGAAGCGAGGGCUCAGCGAUGUAGAUGGAAAUUUACCUACGAGGAGCCCACUCCAAAAAAUUCUAAAAUCCUUGUGAAGCUGGUUCUCGAAACAAGCUCGUCGCCCUCGCUGCACGGCCGUUGGGUUGAACCUACUUCACACUCGUCUUUCUCGGAAGGUCGACGUCGUUCAGUGACAACAUGCCAUAGUCUUGAGUUUGUAAGAACGAGGUUGGACUCCUUGUCUUGCGGGAGCUCGUCUAAUUCGUCGUUUGAUCGUCUGUUGUUGAAAAGACGUGCAAAUGGUGUGAUUAGAAAUGUCCGUAGGGCCUCCAAAGGGCACGACAUUGGCCGGUGCCGCGUCUUCUCGUCCCAGACCUCUGAGGCUUUUCUUAGUGGGACUGCAGCUGGUCCUCCUCCGGUGCCGGACUCGACUAAAGAGACGAGUGGCUUUGCAAUGUCUGAUAUGUUUGAAGUGGUUGCCGAAGAUUUAGUUACGCUCAACAAGAAUCUGCAGUCUAUCGUUGGUUCAGAUAAUCCUGUCUUGAUGUCGGCUGCCGAGCAAAUAUUUGGAGCCGGUGGGAAAAGGAUUAGACCAGCUUUAGUUUUUCUAGUUGCAAGAGCCACGGCAGAGAUUGCUGGUUUGUCGGAACUCACGAAAGAACAUAGAAGGUUGGCCGAGAUCAUUGAGAUGAUUCACACUGCAAGUCUGAUACACGAUGAUGUAUUAGACGAAAGUGACAUGCGGAGAGGACAGGAAACUGUUCAUCAAUUAUAUGGCACAAGAGUGGCUGUUCUGGCCGGGGAUUUCAUGUUCGCCCAGUCAUCAUGGUACCUAGCAAAUCUUGAAAAUCUCGAAGUUAUCAAGCUCAUAAGCCAGGUCAUCAAAGACUUUGCUCGUGGCGAAAUAAAACAGGCGUCCAGCCGGUUCGACUGUGAUCUCCAGCUUGACGAGUACCUAAUGAAGAGCUACUACAAAACAGCUUCCUUAAUAGCCGCUAGCACCAAAGGAGCCUCCGUCUUCAGCUCGGUCCAUACUGAUAUAACCGAGCAGAUGUACCAAUUCGGAAAGAACCUCGGCCUCUCUUUUCAGGUCGUUGACGACAUUUUGGACUUCACCCAGUCGGCCGAGCAGCUGGGCAAGCCUGCCGGGAGUGACCUGGCAAAGGGUAUUUUGACUGCUCCUGUUAUUUUCACCCUGGAAAAGGAGAUGCGGCUGAGGGACAUAAUUGAGACCGAAUUUUCCGAGUCGGGCUCGCUUGAAAAGGCCAUUGAUUUAGUCAAGAACUGUGGGGGUAUUGACCGGGCCCGUGAUCUGGCCCGGGAAAUUGCUGAUCAGGCAGUCUGUAAUCUGCACUGCCUUCCGCAAAGUCCCUUCAGGCAAGCGCUUGAGCGAGUGGUGAACUAUAACUUGGAACGUAUAAAAUGA